AAACCUGGCUUGGAUGACGAAAGAUUAGGGUUAAAAAAACUGUAUCUUUUAUUGCAUGGGAUGGAUUGUAUAAAAAAGACGGGUAGAGCUGUCAUUUCAUCAAUGACAUUUUUACAUUGUUGAAGUAGUGACCCGUGAUGCUAAUACACUUGGAGGAAAGUAGUUAAGUCGGUUACAGGCAGUAAGGCGCGACGGAGUUAUUGUGUAUAUAGAAUUUUUUCUUUUUUCUGCACGUUAUUUUCGAAAUUUGUUAGUUUUUCACGGAUGAAAUGGCUUCGGAUAGUAAUGGAGGAGAAAUUAAGCUAACGGUCGGGGAAGACAAGGUGACCACUGCUGACGUCACAAAAGGAGAGGAGAUAGACCUGAAAAACAGGGACCCUGAAAACUUACACGACCAUAUAAAGAUACAAUUUCAUGACGUGUUCGGAGAACCAGAUGAAACAGUCUUUUCUUUCGACUUUGUUUGGAGAUUUGCAUUCAAGCUCUUCACAAACGUUAAGUUAUGGUGUUACAGAAUCGUGUCCCUUAUUUGUGGUUUACCACUGGCAAUAUUUUGGGGAAUCUAUUUUGCCAUGCUGUCAUUCUGUGCAAUUUGGUGUUGUGAGCCCUACAUGAAGGCGUACGCUAUAGAACUUGGCUGUAUCAGACGACUUUUCAACACGAUGUUAAAUGCCUUUGUCCGACCAUGUUUUGAAGUAAUGGGAUACUGUUUCUACAACAUUCGAGUGCAGAAGGGAUAAAGACUAUAUAUAGUGGAAAUAGCAUGUUUGUUGUUGUUUUU
This is a messenger RNA of Ruditapes philippinarum (Manila clam), 781 nucleotides long. RefSeq names its product caveolin-3-like. The transcript has 3 exons. Gene Ontology annotation, cellular component: caveola. The record is from RefSeq and is a predicted model, not a curated record. The coding region runs from base 270 to 740 and encodes 156 amino acids. NCBI's taxonomy places the organism in Eukaryota, Metazoa, Mollusca, Bivalvia, Venerida, Veneridae. Gene Ontology annotation, biological process: caveola assembly. Gene Ontology annotation, molecular function: molecular adaptor activity.